AUGCCUCGAUCACCAAGACAAGAAGCAAAUAAACGAAAGAAGAAAUAUGAUUAUUCACCAUCUGAUGAUGAAAGAAAAUCAUCACGUAAUUAUAAAAGUAUAAAACAUUCUGAAACUUCGCAUUCAGAUGAUGACGAUAAUCCUAAUCGUGGACCACCAUCACGAAAUGGACGAAGUGAAAUAAAAUCAUUUUAUAAAGAACCAUCAGAAGCUCGUAUACCUGAACGUCAUUGGCGUAUAUCAGUUUCUAAAGAUGGUGAAGAUUUACCAACAUAUCGUGUUUAUCGUCAAUCAAAAUAUAUAUUUGGACGUGAUAAAGAUCAAUGUGAUAUACGUUUACAUCAUCCAUCAUGUUCAAACAUUCACGCUGUUUUACAAUAUCGUCUUCGUGGUGAUUCUCAUGGUCGUCAUAUUUAUCCAUAUCUAAUCGAUUUAGGAUCAUCACAUGGAACAUAUAUUAAUCGACGUCGUAUUGAUAGUAAUCGUUAUUAUAAAUUAGAAGAAAAUGAUGUUAUACAAUUCGGUGAAAGUUCAAAAGAAUUUAUUCUUAUUGAUUCAGAUUCAUCGAAUAAGCAUAAUAAUGAUUCAAAACGAUCAAAUCAACAUAAAAAUCAUGAUAAUAAAGCAAAAUCAAGUGAUGAAGAUGAAAAUGAUAUUGAAAUUCCUGAUGAAGAAACUGAAGAAGAAAUAAUUCGUCGUCAACGACUUCGACGUGAACAGUUAAAACAAAAAUUAAUUGAAAAAAAUCUCAUUGAUGAUUCCUCAAUGGAUAGUGAUGCAAUGCAAGGUCAACAACAAGAAGCAACUCCAACACCACCACCAUCAAUAGUAACACACACAAAUAAUGAUGAUGAAGAUGAACAAGCAGCAUAUCUUAAUCAUUGUAUUGAAAAAGAAACUAUUGAUUUUGAAAAAGUAGCACAAGAUAAACGGAAUGCAACAGUAGAUGAUGAACCAAUAUCAGGUAAAGAUGCGAAUUCUCCAUCGAUUACAAAUCAAUUACGAAAUGAAGAAUUAGAAAGGCGAAAAGCUGUUGCAAGUAAUUAUGAUAUGUUUGCUGCUGAUGAUGAUUUUCUAGAUACAAAUAGUCCCGGUGCAUGGCGUCGUAAAGGUCAGGUAAAAGAAAGUGAAAAUCCACAUUUAAAUGAUAAUUGGGAUGAUUCAGAAGGAUAUUAUCGUGUACAUAUUGGAGAAAUAUUAAAUAAUCGUUUUGAAAUUUUUGGAUUUACUGGUCAAGGUGUUUUUUCAAAUGUGGUUCGCGCACGAGAAGAAUCAAAUGGAAAGAGUACAGAAGUUGCUAUUAAAAUCAUUCGUAAUAAUGAACUUAUGAAUAAAACUGGUUGGAAAGAAUUAGAAUUCUUACGUAAAUUAAAUGAGCAUGAUUCUGAUGAUCGUUAUCAUUGUUUACGAUUAUUACAUCAUUUUACACAUCGAAAUCAUUUAUGUCUUGUAUUUGAACCACUUAGUAUGAAUUUACGUGAAGUACUUAAAAAAUAUGGUAAAGAUAUUGGUUUAAGUAUAAAAGCUGUUCGUUCCUAUACUCAACAAUUAAUGUUAGCUCUUAAACAUUUAAAAAAAUGUAAUAUUUUACAUGCAGAUAUUAAACCUGAUAAUAUCUUAGUUAAUGAAACAAAAUUAUAUUUAAAAUUAUGUGAUUUUGGUUCAGCAUCAUUAGCAUCCGAUUGUGAAAUAACACCAUAUUUAGUUAGUCGAUUUUAUCGUGCACCAGAAAUUAUUCUUGGUAUGCAAUAUGAUUUUUCAAUUGAUCUUUGGUCAGUUGCUGUAACUAUCUAUGAAUUAUAUACUGGUCGAGUUAUGUUUCCGGGUAAAUCUAAUAAUGAAAUGUUAAAAUUAAUGAUGGAUCUUAAAGGAAAAAUUCCAAAUCGAAUUAUACGAAAAGGAAUGUUAAAAGAUAAACAUUUUGAUCGUGAUUGUAAUUUUCUUUAUCAUGAAAUUGAUAAAGUAACAGAACGAGAUAAAAUAACAACAGUAACAAAUAUCAAUCCAUGUCGUGAUUUAUUAUCACUAUUAGUUGGUCAUCAACGUUUACCAGAAGAUCAAAUGAAAAAAGUUUUACAACUUCGAGAUUUAUUAGAUAAAAUACUUAUAUUUGAUCCACAAAAACGUUUAAAUAUAAAACAAUCAUUUGAACAUCCAUUUAUUCAAGAACGACAGUGA
Molecule: messenger RNA, 2178 nt
Organism: Rotaria sp. Silwood1
Lineage: Eukaryota; Metazoa; Rotifera; Eurotatoria; Philodinida; Philodinidae
Source: the annotation of a GenBank genome assembly